AUGGACUCGUUCAAGCAUGCGUUCGGGGUCGAUCAGCUCUCAGCCAGUGCUCAGGCCAAUUUGAAUGGGAACAUUGUAGCUAUGUUGCAGGCGGGAUGCUUCUUCGGCGCACUCUUCUCUGGACCUAUGUCGACACAGUGGGGAAGGAAAUGGCCUCUAGUGACUUCUGGUGUGAUCUACCUCAUUGGUAGCGUCAUACAGACAAUAUCCGGCAUUGGAAGUAGUGCGUCCGUUGGACUCAGCGUGCUUUACUUCGGACGAUUCGUCGGCGGAUUCGGCCUGGGACUCAUGUCUGCCAUCGUUCCAUCCUACGUCGCCGAGUGCACGCCCAAAGCCAUUCGAGGACGCUGCACCGGUUUCAUCCAGUUUUCGAAUAACAUUGGCAUGAUGUUGAGCUUCUGGGUCAACUACAGUGCCUCCGCCAACCUGCCUUACGGGAACAUGCAAUGGCGGAUGCCCUUCGCUGUUCAGCUGAUCACCGGCUUCCUCUUCGCCAUCCUUAUGCUCCCACAGCCCGAGUCGCCCCGCUGGCUCGUCGAGCACGAGCGGUACGACCAAGCAGCCCAGACACUUGCCUACGUCGCACGCAAGCCCGCAGACGAUCCAAUCGUCAUUGCCACCCUAAACGAAAUCAAAGCAGACUUCGCAACAAGCAAACGUAUUCCGCUCCUCGCGCAGUUCCGCAUGAUGGGCUCCUCCCGCUCAAUGCUCAUCCGCGCAUACAUCCCCUCGUUCGUGCUCUGCUGGCAACAGUGGACCGGCACGAAUGCGAUCAACUAUUUCAGCCCGCAGAUCUUCCAAGGACUCGGCAUCUCGGGGACGACCUCGUCUCUGUUCGCGACUGGCGUGUACGGCGUCAUCAAGGUGAUCGCCGUCGGGCUCACCACGUUGCUCGGGAUCGAGGGCAUGGGUCGCAAGCUAUGUCUGAUCAUCGGCGGACUCGGUCAGGGCCUCACGAUGUUCUGGAUCGGCGGAUACAGCGCGAUCCACCCGCAGGACACGAUCGUUCCCGCGAGUUACGUCUCGAUUGUCGCGGUGUACCUGUACGCCGUGUUCUAUUGCAUCGGGUGGGGUCCCGUGCCGUGGGUUGUCGCGAGCGAGGUGGUGGACAACAAGGUGCGCACGGCGGCGUUGUCGAUUGCUGUGGCGAUCAACUGGCUGUUCGUGUUCGUCGUCUCUCGGGCGACGCCGGUUAUGCUCGAUCAGAUCACGUACGGCACGUUCAUUCUAUUUGGAGCGUGCUGUAUCGUCAUGUCGAUUUGGACGUACGUAUGCCUGCCCGAAACGACGGGGUAUGCACUCGAGGACAUCAAGUACCUAUUCGAGAAAGAUGUCAUUUUACGGUCGGUGCAGGAUUCGCCCGGGGGAAGAAUGUUCCUAGGUGCCAAGAGGGCAUCGCCUAUGGCGGAGAUUAAGGCUGAAUCUGAACAGGGGGAGUUACCAGGCGCUGAUGAAGAUGGCAAAAAGGGAGACUCGAGCAGUCGUAUCGAGCAGAUAGGCGCUGAUGUAGAUGUUCUUUGA
Molecule: messenger RNA, 1521 nt
Organism: Coniophora puteana RWD-64-598 SS2
Lineage: Eukaryota; Fungi; Basidiomycota; Agaricomycetes; Boletales; Coniophoraceae
Product: general substrate transporter
Exons: 3
Coding region: 1-1521 (506 amino acids)
Biological process (GO): carbohydrate transport; transmembrane transport
Cellular component (GO): membrane
Molecular function (GO): carbohydrate:proton symporter activity
Source: RefSeq, a predicted model, not a curated record